CAAGAUGAGCACGGGGCUGACAUGCUGAAGUCUGACCCCAGGGACACCUUCUUCCUCACCCCUGCGAUCGAGGCCUCCCGAGUGGAGAACGUGCUGGUGCCCUGUGCCUACAGCCCCACCUACGUGGUGAAGGACUUCCCCAUCGCCCGCUACCAGGGCCUGCAAUUCGUCUACCUCUCAUUCGUGUACCCCAACGACUUCACGCGCCUCACUCACAUGGAGACGGAGAACAAGUGCUUCUACAGGGAAUCCCCCCUCUACCUGGAGAAGUUUGGUUUUUAUAAGUACAUGAAGAUGGAUGAAGAGGAGGAGGAUCCACGCCAGCGAGCGUUUCUCUUCCUCAACCCAGACAAUUUCCUGGAGGAUGAGGAAGAGGAGGAAGGAGCAGACAGCCCUGAGCCCACAGACCCACCUCCUGGAGCUAAGGAGAAGAGCUUUGGGCCGGCACCCGGAGCCAAAGGGAAGGAGACCCUGCCGGUCACUGGGGAUUAUGGAGACGACCUGGACUACUACAGCUUUCGCCGCAAGCCGGCACCCAGGCAGGACAAAAAGCCCCAGAAAGCCCAGGAGAAGGUCUAUGUGACCAGGCUGCAGCCGGGGAAGCGCAAAGCCUUGGCCCAGGAACCGGUCUUCCCUGGCAUCUUCCUUUACCCGAAACCUCUGAAGAAAGUCCACCUUCGCUCCCGGUCCCCUCAGAAGCGUCCCAUCACCUCCAGCAAGCUUCGUGCUGUCCCUGGCCGCCGGACCCCCUGGCUCCUGAGCAACAUCUCCAAGGAGAGGGUCCCUUCCAGGCGGAAGAGCAUGCGGGAGACCCAUGAGGACACAACCCCUGCCCCGGGACGGGCAGUGGCCACCACCGCUUACAACUCCUCUGAGGUGACCCACUUGGAGGGGACGCGCGUGACAUCCUUUCUGAAGAUGUCAGAAACAACGGUGUCCCAGCAGGAGGAGGGAAAGGGCCAGGAGGAAGAGGAGGAGGAGGAAGAAGAGGUGUCGGACUACAGCUACGAGACUGGGGAGCUGCAGCAGAGCUGGCUGGAGGACUCCAUCAACUGGCAGAGGACGUUCAGUGUCAGCUCGGUGGACUUCGAGCUCCUGCGCUCCGACUGGAACGACCUGCGCUGCAACGUGUCGGGCAACCUGCAGCUGAGCGAGAGCGAGGUUGUUGACGUGGUGGCACAGUACAUGGAGAAGCUCAAUGAGAAGAACGGAGGCAUCUACACCCUCCUGAGGAUCGUCAAUGUGGAGAAGCGCCGGGACACGGCCCGAGGGAACCGCUACCUGCUGGCGCUCGAGCUGGCGGAGCGGCGAAGGGACGUUGGUUUGGUUGGGGAAGGGGGUGCUCUUGGGACCCCCGUGGUGAGCCCGUGCUGUUUGUGGCUGUGUCUGGCAGUGAAGAAUCAAGCCCGCUGGGUCCAGCAGUUCAUCUCGGACAUGGCCCGCCUGCACGGGGCUACGAAGGACGCCAACUUCAACGUCAUCCUGGUGGACUUUGACAGUGAUGACAUGGACGUUGAGAAAGCCCUGCGGGAUGCCCGGCUGCCCCGCUACCAGUACCUGCGGCGCACGGGGAACUUUGAGCGCUCGGCCGGGCUGCAGGCGGGUGUGGACAUGGUCGAGGACGGGCACAGCAUCGUGUUCCUCUGCGACCUGCACAUCCAUUUCCCCCCCAAUAUCCUGGACAGCAUCCGGAAGCACUGCGUGGAGGGGAAGCUGGCCUACGCGCCCAUUGUCAUGAGG
Messenger RNA from Phaethon lepturus (White-tailed tropicbird), 1740 nucleotides. Its product is annotated as N-acetyl-beta-glucosaminyl-glycoprotein 4-beta-N-acetylgalactosaminyltransferase 1-like. The annotation marks the transcript as partial. The record is from RefSeq and is a predicted model, not a curated record. Gene Ontology annotation, molecular function: acetylgalactosaminyltransferase activity. Gene Ontology annotation, cellular component: Golgi cisterna membrane. The transcript has 11 exons. NCBI's taxonomy places the organism in Eukaryota, Metazoa, Chordata, Aves, Phaethontiformes, Phaethontidae.